Messenger RNA from Humulus lupulus (European hop), 2061 nucleotides. Its product is annotated as octanoyltransferase LIP2p, chloroplastic-like. The coding region runs from base 811 to 1728 and encodes 305 amino acids. Lineage: Eukaryota; Viridiplantae; Streptophyta; Magnoliopsida; Rosales; Cannabaceae. Gene Ontology annotation, biological process: protein lipoylation. Gene Ontology annotation, molecular function: lipoyl(octanoyl) transferase activity. The transcript is spliced from 4 exons. The record is from RefSeq and is a predicted model, not a curated record. Gene Ontology annotation, cellular component: mitochondrion.
UGGCGCAUUUUUUAUUCUUUUUUCAUUUGGAUUUGUUAUUUGAUUUUGAUUCGUGUUUAAUGUUUACUAUCACAGAAAUUAGUUUUUUCUUUUUCAAUAUUCUGGAGUCUGGAGAGUUCAGAUGAACAAAAAAAAAACUAUUCAGGCUAUUGAAACUUGAUGUAAUUUGUAUUUUUCUCACUCAUUGAUUGUAACAUUCAACGGAACAUGUGAAAUUGAGAUAUUGUUUGUUCGAUUUCUCUUACACUCAAUUCAUUUUCUCCCCUUUAUCCCAUAGUUUCUUCAACAAUCCCUGGGUAAAGCCAAGGAUACUGCUUUUCCUCGAAUUCACUGAGAAAUCCUUAAACCCCUAAAUUCUCUUUCUCUCCCAGCCGUUUCCUCCUUCCGCCAACCCACUUCGCCUGUUCUCUUCCCUUCGGGUAUCUAAUCUAUGUUAUAAAAGAGUCAUCCAUUUUCACUUACUGUAACAAUGGAGAAAAUACCCCGAUGUAAUUCAGAAAAGAAAACAAGUGUGACUUGUAACAUUUACUUGUCAAUUGUUGUUGGGGUAUUUAAAUAUUCUUAAUCAAAGGGUAUUACUUGCUUUUUUGAAAAUACUGCAUUUGAUCAAAUGUUGCUACAAGGCACACUUCUUUUUCUUUUUUGAAUAUCAUAGUGCUUUUUUUUUUAUAAAACCUAAUGAAUAAUGUGGCUUGAAUAGAAAUUGUGGUUGCAGUAAUAUAUAAAUAUAUAUUUCCUUUCUUUUUCAAGGAUUGAGAACCAACAGCUGUAACUCUUUUAUUGGGGUUGGAAAUUGCUGAUAAUUGAGAUAUGGUUCUAGCUCUAACACACUACGUUAGCUCAAACUUAUUAUGUCCAACACAUGAUCAAUUAAGAAAGCCACACCAACAUAGGCCUUCCUUUUCAAAGGUGCUGUCAACUUUGAACAGAGUCGAUUUUGACACUCAAAAACUCACCUCUCAAAAUCCCUCAACAAGGCAAGACUGUGAGUGCUUUGAUUUAUACAAAGAGUUAAUUCCAUAUGGAAAGGCAUGGUCUUGGCAAAAAAGAUUAGUGAAUGAGAAAAAGAAUAUGAUUCAAAGGAAUGAAGAUUGUCCUGACACUUUAAUUGUUCUUCAACACAACCCCGUUUAUACAUUGGGUACGAGUAGUUCUGAGAAUUUUCUUAAUUUUGACUUGAAGAAUGCUCCUUUUGAAGUACAUAGAACCGAACGUGGUGGUGAAGUUACAUACCAUGGUCCUGGCCAACUUGUCAUGUAUCCCAUUAUAAAUCUUCGGAAUCACAAGAUGGAUCUACACUGGUACCUUAGGGCACUAGAGGAGAUAGUCAUUCGCGUUCUAACCAACACGUUCUCUAUCAAGGCUUCUCGACUUGAGGGCUUGACUGGAGUUUGGGUCGACAACCAAAAACUGGCAGCCAUUGGAAUAAGAGUUACUCAAUGGAUAGCAUAUCAUGGCCUAGCGCUGAAUGUCACCACAGAUUUAACCCCUUUUGAUUGGAUAGUCCCCUGUGGAAUACGUGACCGGAAAGUUGGAAGUAUUAAAAAUCUACUUGCAGGAUUCCCUUCAUCGAGCGAUUGUGGAGAAGCAAAUGUAGGUCAUCCCAAUGAUAGCCAGCUUCUUAAUAUUGCUCACGAGUCUUUGAUCAAGGAGUUCUCAGAAAUGUUCCAGCUCCGAAUCCAUCACAAAACCAUCUCUGAAUUGGAGUUUGGAAAGGAAAAUUUAUAAGCUGGUUUCUGGUGACUGACAGGUAGGAAGUUCUUGAAUCUAUAUUAGAAAUGGUACCCAGUAAAGAAUGCAUCUCAUCUUGGUGAUGUGUAAGACAAUCAUGAAUUUAUUUGAUAAAAAUGUCUAGUUGCUCAGAACAAAAUUAUUUACAACAUUAAAUUUUCCUUUUUUGACAUUAGGGGUCAAGUUAAAAGGAAAAAAGAAAGAAAGAUACUGACGUAUAGAGCAUUUUGUUAACUAAAAUCACCAUGGUGAUAGUUGUGUGUAAGGAACUUUACGAGUGCUUACAUGUUAGAAAAUAUAUGGAAAUCCAUCAUGAAUCGAUUAUUUCAA